AUGGCCUCGCGACCGACUGUCACCAUCAUCGGCAAGGAUGGUUCUCCCUCGGGAGCUACCCAUACCAUGCCCACCGUCUUCGCCUCCCCGAUCCGACCUGAUAUUGUCCAGCAAGUCCACACCGGAAUGGCCAAGAACAAGCGACAACCCUAUGCCGUGAGCGAGAAGGCUGGUCACCAGACCUCUGCCGAGUCUUGGGGAACUGGUCGUGCUGUUGCCCGUAUUCCUCGUGUCUCUGGUGGCGGUACCCACCGUGCUGGUCAGGCUGCCUUCGGUAACAUGUGCCGUUCCGGUCGCAUGUUCGCCCCUACCAAAAUCUGGCGGAAGUGGCACAUCAAGAUCAACCAGGGCCAGAAGCGAUUCGCCACCGCCUCUGCUCUCGCCGCCUCCGCCGUUCCUCCCCUACUGCUCGCCCGUGGUCACCAGAUCUCCUCCGUCCCCGAGGUUCCCCUGGUCAUCGACUCGGCCGUUUUCGAGGGAGCUGCUGCCGCCAAGACUGCCAGCGCUUUCGCCAUCCUGACCGCCGUUGGAGCCUCCACCGAUGUCCUGAAGGCCAAGAAGUCGAAGAAGCUCCGCGCCGGAAAGGGUAAGCUGCGAGGCCGACGUCACCGCCAGCGCCGUGGUCCUCUGGUCAUCUACGACCCCGAGGUUGACGGCAAGGAGCUUGUCAAGGGAUUCCGCAACAUGCCCGGUGUUGAGACCUGCUCUGUCUUUGCCCUGAACCUUCUCCAGCUCGCCCCUGGUGGCCACCUUGGUCGUUUCAUCGUCUGGACCUCGGCUGCCUUCAAGGCUCUUGACACCAUCUACGGCACCACCACCAAGCCCUCCGAGCUGAAGAAGGACUUCCUGUUGCCUUCCAACCUCGUCUCGCAGGCCGACCUGAGCCGUCUAAUCAACAGCUCCGAAAUCCAGACCGUGCUGCGAGCGCCCAAGGGAGGUCGCGUCACCAAGCGCGCCAGCGUACAGAAGAACCCUCUGCGCAACAAGCAAGUCAUGCUGCGCUUCAACCCGUACCACUCCACAUUUGUCAAGGAGAACCUGGGACAGCAGAAGAAGGAGGCCGGCAAGCCCCUGAAGACCGCGAAGGGCUUUGAGGGCAUCCUGGCGGAGGACUAG
Messenger RNA from Anthostomella pinea, 1116 nucleotides. Lineage: Eukaryota; Fungi; Ascomycota; Sordariomycetes; Xylariales; Xylariaceae. The record is from the annotation of a GenBank genome assembly.